GAUCCAAACCACGCACGUAGUGUAGUGACCUUCACACAGUGCCAUACUACACCUGACGGCUGUUAAAGGAUUUUACGACACCAGCUUUCGUUACGUGGUCGAUUCUGUCCGGCAUCAGCCGGAAGUUCGCGAGUCUCGCGUCACCCAACGUGUUAAGUCACUUAACAACUCGAAAGGCAAGUGGGUCAGUACUCAGUAAGCGUCCAGUGGGCAGCCCCGUACGUAUUUAGAAAUGGAGGUUUGCGUAGACAACGUGGAAUCGGCAGUGAAUGCAGCUGCUGGAGGCGCAUCACGUCUAGAACUGUGCAGUGCACUAAGUGAAGGAGGGCUGACACCAACAAAAGGCUUAUUGACGAUCAUAAAAAGACUGGUCUCAAUUCCAGUGUUUGUUAUGCUGAGGCCAAGAAAAGGUUCAGAUUUUGUUUUCUCCGCCGACGAACUGGAGGCAAUAUAUACGGAUGCAUUAGUGUUAAGAGAAGCAGGCGCAGAUGGUUUCGUGUUCGGUGCUCUUACCCAUGGAGGCGACGUUGAUAUAGCAGCGUGUAGGCGUGUACUUGAAAUUGCGUCCGAUAAACCCGUGACCUUCCACAGAGCAUUUGAUGUAACAUGCGAGCCAUAUGGGGCGCUGGAAACGAUCAUAGACCUUGGCUUCUCGAGAUUGCUAACAAGCGGCCAAGCAUCAUCAGCAGAAAAAGGAUUGGAACUUAUUAAGGAACUUAUACUAAGAGCAAGAAACAGAAUUAUUGUCAUGCCAGGAGCAGGAAUAACAAUAAAAAAUUUGCCAGUAAUACUAAAUGAAACCAAAGCGAGAGAAUUUCAUGGCUCUGCACGCAUUCCGAAACAAUUAGUUUUGAGAAAAAUUAAUUGUUCAAUGGCGUCUGAUGAUGAUUCUCCGAUGCUUGUUACAAGUACUGAUGUGGUCAGAGAAAUGGUUACCAUAUUUUCAUCAUAUGCAUCAACAUAAAUAGUACUUCCCUGCUGUCUGGUAAAAUUAAAAUCUUUUAGCUUACGUUCUUCAUCUUCCCUGCUGUUCAAACUGUUGCUUUUGGCAAAAGGAAAUAAUUUCAAGCACUAUUCACGCAACCUAAAUGAUUAGAUGUUAUGUCUCUGAUAAAAAUUUUCUUUGUGCUAUAACCAGAUUAAUUUUAAAAGACAUUAAGAUCGAAAUUAUGUAAGAGAUCCGACUCACAACUUACCAAAUUACACAGUACCUAAGAUUUUAAAUGAAUACUUCCAGUAGUUUGUGUAUAUCAAAAAACCAAGCUGUAUUUGAUAUCUGUAUAGAACAAUAGACGUGCCUGACCAUGUAAGUCAUUACAUGACUGGUUCUCAUGUCAAAACUGUGUGGGUAUAUUACCCCUGUAAGGUUCGCUUAAUGGAAUUACUCUACAUUCCUUUUGUGGAGUAUACAAUAUGCUGAUUACGUCAGACAAGUUAAAAACUGUGUGCUUUUAUGAAACUCACAGUCGUGAUACUCGACGAAACUGCUUGAAGUGAUUGAGAAGCCUGUGUUAUGUCAAAGCUUUGGCCUGGGUUUCAUGCUACUUUAGUGCACUGCCUGUGAAAGGCAGAUAUCUUGUCGUGUAUAACACAGUUUUCUACUUGUCAUAUACUAUCCAUGUUCAUUAUUCACAACAGUAUAUCAAAGGUAACUGCACUAUUUGCCUAUGCUGUCUCUCCAAAUAUCACAGGGUAAAGUUUAAUUCUGAAAUUUUUACAAGUAAACUAAUUAUGUACUUGUAUAUUGUUUUUCUGGUGGUGGGCAUGUUUUUAAUAUUUGUGCCAUUAUAAAGAAAUGUAUUUUAUUUAAAUGUGUUUCAUUGUUAGACCAUAGAUGACAGAAUGACAAGAUAAUUGUUAAACUAGUUUGCAAGAAAAGAACUAAUUGCAGUUAAAGUGAAAUUUUGAAUGAUGAGCACUCUGCGGCUAGGUGAUGAAUUAAUUACCCUUAUUUACCACUCUCCCCACUUAUUUCAGAUUCAUUCUUAAGUAAAGCUUCCGUAGUCUGAAGUUUACGUUUCACAGUGCUCAUUUGUCUCUCUGUGUACAGUCAUUUCAACGUACAGUGGAUAUCGUGUUUUUAGAUAUUAAUUUACAUAUAUUAUGUUGAUCACAUGUUGUUUAUGGUCACAAAUUGAUAACAUAGAUAACAAAGUGCAGCACAAGUAAAA
Messenger RNA from Schistocerca nitens (vagrant locust), 2171 nucleotides. RefSeq names its product copper homeostasis protein cutC homolog. Lineage: Eukaryota; Metazoa; Arthropoda; Insecta; Orthoptera; Acrididae. Bases 233 to 964 code for a protein of 243 amino acids. The transcript has a single exon. The record is from RefSeq and is a predicted model, not a curated record. Gene Ontology annotation, molecular function: copper ion binding.